Messenger RNA from Prunus mume (Japanese apricot), 2555 nucleotides. It is a transcript of the gene RLK902, whose product is annotated as receptor-like kinase 902. Gene Ontology annotation, biological process: protein phosphorylation. The record is from RefSeq and is a predicted model, not a curated record. Gene Ontology annotation, molecular function: protein binding; ATP binding; protein kinase activity. NCBI's taxonomy places the organism in Eukaryota, Viridiplantae, Streptophyta, Magnoliopsida, Rosales, Rosaceae.
UCUCUCUGUUUCUCUCUCCAAAGGACACCAGAAGGCCAACAACAAAAAGGCCAAAAAGAAAAGAGGAAAUGCAGGUCCCAAAACACACUCUCGCUCUCUGCUCCACUCUCUCUCUUCCUCAGAAAGCCAAACCAAACAAUGUAUGAACUUUGAAAGAACAAAACAAAAAAAUCCAGAUAUCCACAACCCCAUUUCGCCAAAACCAUUUGGGUUUUCGCCAAAAUGCAUUCCCAGAGCCAAAGGCUUUCCCUUUUCCUUUUCUCUUUGCUGGUUUUGCUUCCCAUUGCAAAACCAGAUCUGGGUUCUGACCGAGCUGCUCUUCUAGCUCUGCGCUCAGCCGUGGGUGGCCGAACCCUGCUCUGGAAUGUGAACCAGCUUACCCCAUGUUCAUGGGCUGGUGUCAAAUGCGAGAACAAUCGUGUCACUGUGCUUCGACUUCCUGGUGUGGCUCUCUCUGGCACCAUACCCAGUGGCAUUUUCGGCAAUCUGACCAGUCUGCGCACACUCAGUCUUCGUCUCAAUGCUUUAACUGGUCAUCUCCCCUCAGAUCUCUCUGCUUGCGUUACUCUUCGUAACCUUUACUUGCAGGGCAACUUGUUCUCCGGCGAAAUCCCGCAGUUCCUCUACAGUCUGCACGACUUGGUUCGGCUUAACUUGGCGUCCAACAAUUUCUCAGGGGAGAUCUCUCUGGGUUUCAACAAUCUCACCCGCAUAAGGACUUUGUACCUCCAAAACAACAAGCUUUCUGGGGUUAUUCCAGAGCUGAACCUUCCCAAUCUCGAACAGUUCAAUGUAUCAAAUAAUUUGCUAAACGGGUCUGUUCCAAAAAAAUUACAGUCUUACUCUUCCAGCUCGUUUCUGGGUAAUUUGCUAUGUGGGCGUCCCCUUGAUAGUGCUUGUCCUGGAGAGAGCGGAGCUGCUCCAAAUGGGGAUAUAAAUAUCAAUGAUGACCACAAGAAGAAAAGCAAGCUGUCUGGUGGUGCUAUUGCUGGUAUUGUCAUUGGAUCUGUACUGGGUUUUCUUCUAAUUGUUAUGAUUUUAAUCCUUUUGUGCCGAAAGAAAAGUAGCAAAAAGACGAGCUCGGUCGACAUUGCUACGGUGAAGCAUCCAGAAGUCGAGAUUCCAGGCGAUAAAUUGCCAGCGGAUGCUGAAAAUGGGGGAUACGGUAAUGGGUAUUCAGUUGCAGCGGCCGCCGCCGCGGCGAUGGUGGGCAAUGGGAAAAGUGAAGCCAAUAGUGCCGGCGGUGCUGCCGGUGCCAAAAAGUUGGUGUUUUUUGGUAAUGCGGCGAGGGUGUUCGAUCUGGAGGACUUGUUGAGAGCUUCAGCGGAAGUUUUGGGGAAAGGGACUUUUGGGACUGCUUACAAGGCAGUUCUGGAAGUUGGGACUGUGGUGGCUGUGAAGAGGCUUAAGGAUGUGACAAUUUCUGAGAGUGAGUUUAAAGAAAAGAUUGAAGCUGUGGGAGUGAAGGAUCAUGAGAAUUUGGUCCCUCUAAGGGCUUAUUACUUUAGCAGAGAUGAGAAGCUUCUUGUCUAUGAUUACAUGCCUAUGGGAAGCUUAUCUGCGCUUCUGCAUGGAAACAAAGGAGCAGGAAGGACUCCAUUAAAUUGGGAAAUCCGGUCUGGCAUUGCCCUGGGAGCUGCCCGUGGAAUUGAAUACCUACACUCUCAAGGACAAACUGUCUCCCACGGAAACAUAAAGUCGUCCAACAUCCUGCUCACAAAAUCCUAUGAAGCUCGGGUUUCUGAUUUUGGCCUAGCGCACCUUGUUGGGCCCUCCUCCACUCCCAACCGUGUUGCUGGCUAUCGGGCACCAGAGGUGACAGAUCCUCGCAAGGUGUCCCAAAAGGCCGAUGUUUAUAGCUUUGGGGUAUUGCUCCUGGAGCUACUCACUGGGAAGCCCCCAACCCAUGCCCUGCUGAAUGAGGAAGGAGUUGACCUCCCAAGGUGGGUGCAGUCCAUAGUUAAAGAGGAGUGGACUUCGGAGGUUUUCGAUCUUGAGCUCCUCAGGUACCAGAAUGUUGAGGAGGAGAUGGUUCAGCUCUUGCAACUUGCAAUAGAUUGUUCAGCCCAGUAUCCUGAUAAACGCCCUUCAAUAUCCGAAGUGACCAGGCGCAUUGAGGAGCUACGUCGUUCUAGCUUGCGAGAGGAUCAUGAGCAGCAGCAUCCUGAUGUUGUCCAUGAUUUAGAGAAUGUGUCUUCUCGAUGAGCUGGUCUGGGGACCAUCUUCUUCUUCCCUCGUGGAUUUGUAGGACAAUCCUUGCUUUCGCGUGUUAAAUCUGGUGUUGUUGUUGUAUGUUAUUAAAUCUGUCUCAUCUCACUUUCCUUAGGAGCCAACUGUUAUUUUUUUCUCUUUUCUUUUCACCCUUUUGUUCGCCCCAUUGCACUUAGUUUUUUCCCUUUUUCUUUCAUUAAUACACUUUGGGGUGGAUAUCUGUUCCAUUUGUUGUUGGUGGAUGAUGGUUGCUGUAAUUAUUACUUCACCUUUUGCCUUUGCCUUUAUCACAACUGUUGAGCUAUUGAGCUUUCGAUUGAAAUUAAGAUGUUUUAGUUGCUUCA